Messenger RNA from Gasterosteus aculeatus aculeatus (three-spined stickleback), 2950 nucleotides. NCBI's taxonomy places the organism in Eukaryota, Metazoa, Chordata, Actinopteri, Perciformes, Gasterosteidae. The record is from RefSeq and is a predicted model, not a curated record.
UGGAUGUGGGCGGGGAUACGAGUCUUCUGUUGUUGUUUGUCAAUGUGUAUAAUUAAGUGCAUUCAGUUAAAUCAAUGUAAUGUAAUCCGUUUAUUUUGCAGUUCCUCUAAACGUCCCCAAGGUGGCGCUGAAUGUGUUUGAGGCGAGCGCGGAAAACAUGGAGAGCAGAGAUGACGAAGAAGAUGAGCAUCGCUAGCACAGACUAGCUAGUUAGCUCAAGCUGUCAUACGAACCUUUGGUUUGUUUUAUAACCUUAAAGUUAUUUGUGACAAUAUCACCAAGUUUUGUCUUUUCAUUGUUUUGCAAGUAGAUCAAAUAAAACAUGGAAUAUAACAAGUUAUGGUGAUUGUUACGGUGUUAUGAAGAAUUAUCCUUUUUCUCUGCUAGCCCGAUAACGCCGACAUAGCUUGACGUAAUGCCGGCUAAUUCAGCAACGCGUGGCGGCCAUUUUUGUUUAGAUUAAUUGUAAACCAGUUAAAUGCCUCUUUUUCCCUCUAUUUUCUCUCAUUUCUUUUUAAUAUAGUAGCAUUAUAAUUGCAAAACUGAGAACGAUAAUUAUACUACUCAAUGUUUUUUUUACUUUGUCUACUAUUUUAAUAAAUGCUUUAUAAUCGAUUUAAUCUUUUAGAUAACUGAAGUUUUUUGCAGUUUCAGGUUAAUAUUACAAAAUAGAAUCAACAAAAGUAUUAUAAUAACAAGCUAACGUUACCCACCAAUAUAUUUAUUUAUCAAUGUACUUUACUAUCGACAUUACAGUGAUAUAACGCUUUACACACACGCACACACACACACACACACACACACACACACACACACACGCACACACACACACACACACACAGUGUUUGAUGCUCAGAUUGUGCGUCCGCUCGUUCGGAGCAGUUUGUUCUUUAGAUUCAAUAUAUUUGUUACUUUAGUAUUUUUUAUCGUUGUUCGAUACUUAUUUUGAACAAAUAGUGAAGCAUCUUUGUUCUUUUUCUCAGCAUCUUCUUUCAUGUGAGGUGAGUCAACCCAUUUUACAACAUUCUUCUUUAAAAGAUGAGUUCUCUGGUUUCUGCUCAGUAUCUGUAACACGUUUCAGGUUGACGGACUCUUACAGAACCAGUCGAACGAAUUCCUCAUUUAAUCAUUAUUUUCCCUCCAUCAGUCAGACUGUGAAAUGAGAACCGUUAAAGUUUAAAAGUUUACUUUUAUGCCUUUUGUCUAAAAGAAGAUAGAAAAUCUCUGUUUAUUUCCCUCAUUAAUACAGCUGUAUACGUAUAUUACUUGUGAUGAUUAAGCAGAUAUUACACUUUCUGCUGUAUUCUGCAAACAUUUCUUGUUUUUUUUAUCGAGCAUUAAACCGAAAACAAAAGGCACCAAAAGAGAAACUCGUGCGUGUUAAUAUAAACUGCAGUUAAAGUGACUUUAUUCUAUCAUUUGAGAACAUUUACUGUCUCGUUCCUGGUUUUAUUGACGAGGGGACGACCUCUUUCUGAGGCCGGUUCCCAGCCGGGGGCUGAUUGCUUGUUCCCAAUGCGGGGGGUCGAUGCUCCAACACCAGGCUUCCCUCCUCAUGCGAACAAUAAAUGCAUUUGAGAAACAGCAAAACUUUCUUUCUUUUUUACGCUCACGUGUGUGUUUUUUGAAAUUUACAAAAUAAAAUCCAAACUUCAACCUAAAACAGAAUUCUGACCCGGCGACAAUUUCACUCAUUGAGCAAUCAGCUGUUUCCACUGACAUUAGUCAGUAGCUAGCUGACUAGCUACUAGCUAGCUAACUAGCUACUGACUCACUAGUCAGCUGACGUAAAAGAACAAUUCAAACUUCAACUGUAACUUUUACCGGCGAACAUCAACGCCCAUUAUUCACUUUUUACUUUGAGACAUUUUCAUAGAUUGUUAUGGGGAAUAAUCGCCGAGAAAACCGAACCCAAACGUUGAAAACCGCGCGUGUGUGUUUGCGUGUGUGUUUGCGUAUGUGUGUGUGUGUUCAUGUGACCGUCCUUCACCGUCACUGAUCAGGGUUCAGCGGCUCGUAAGCGAUCAGAAACGACAUCUAUUGAUCAGCCUAUAAAAAGUCCAGCAGCAGGAAGUAAAAGCUGCACAAGUAACACUUUUAUUUAAUGAUGCAUUUACAUUCAUUACUUUCUCAGGAACUCGGGGUCAAGGUUCAUCAGAAACUCAUUUCUAUAAUGAACCCAAAUAGCCAUUUGGUAAAAUCGGUCCCAUAAUUCAACCUUUUUAGAAGAAUAAACCGGUUUGUCCAAAUGACUGGAUCUCGUCAUGCUAGCUCCGCAUGGAAUUCUGGGAAAUCGCAGGUCUCUUCCUCUUUCAGGAUGGAUCAUCAUGACUCGCAGCGAGGGAGGAGUCGAGGUCACAGGCGCCAUGACGACGAGGACGAGGCCCAGGCGCUCUUCAUCGGCGUGCCGGCUCCCCACCGACGGAAAAGGCGCCGGCAUCACUCCAACGCCAGCGACGCGGACCGCGAGUCGCGGCACUCGCAUUACGACCACCACACGCACCGCGAGCACUCGCACCGCGGCAACUACCAGGACCGGGAGGAGCACUACGGCGACGACGAGGGCAGCGGGGAGCGCCACGGCCACGCCGACCCCUCAGUGUCCCCCGCUGCAGAGCGUUUGCGCCACAUCCUGGGGGAGGAGGACGGCCCCCCCACGCCCCCCUUGUCCACCGAGAUGGACACGCUGCAGCAGGAGGGGGGCGAGUUGGAGUGGAAAGAUUUUGCGAGGUGCAAACACACACGUUUCAUCGGGGGGGGGGGGCGACAAGGCUUUAACUUAAAGCUACAGGUUGAAUCCCGACUGAACCGCCUCCUCCCGGCAGGUGGGUGAAGUUCGAGGAGAAGGUGGAGGAGGGGGGGGAGAGGUGGAGCAAGCCUCACGUCUCCACGCUGACCCUCCACAGCCUGUUUGAGCUGCGCACCUGCCUGCAGACGGGGAGCAUCCUGC